Cutaneotrichosporon oleaginosum is the source of this 2210-nucleotide messenger RNA. RefSeq lists its product as uncharacterized. The record is from RefSeq and is a predicted model, not a curated record. Gene Ontology annotation, biological process: SRP-dependent cotranslational protein targeting to membrane; post-translational protein targeting to endoplasmic reticulum membrane. Gene Ontology annotation, molecular function: RNA binding; transmembrane protein transporter activity. NCBI's taxonomy places the organism in Eukaryota, Fungi, Basidiomycota, Tremellomycetes, Trichosporonales, Trichosporonaceae. Gene Ontology annotation, cellular component: Sec62/Sec63 complex.
GACGAUUACUACCCCCAAUUACUCUCCUCACUCAACUCGUUCACCUCGUCGUCGUAGUCGUCGUCGUCGUCGUCUCACUGCCGUCACCCUCCCUUCUUACCUCUCCCUUGCUCUCUCUCCCCUCCGUCGUCCCCCACCCGCCCGCCUGGAACCAUGGCGCCAGGCAUCUCCUACGAUGACUCGGGGUCGCUCGCCUCCUACUUCGGCGUCACCUGCCUCGCCAUGAUCCUUAUCCCUGUGACAUUCACCACACUGAGACCAGCGCCCAAAGACCCCCACAAGUCAUUGUGCGACUGCAAUGAAUGUCGUGCAAACAACAAGCGCAAGGCCGCGCUCAAGUCGGCGAGCCGCGGCCGCAAGCUUGCCCGCUAUAUGGUUCCCCUCGUCCUUGGCUGGGCGGCGCUCUUGUAUCUCGCAUACGGGAUAUACAAGGCCCCUCCACUCGAAACCACCAUCUACGACCCCUUUGAGAUCCUGGGCAUCCGCACAUCAGCAAGCGACAAGGAGAUCAAGAAGCACUACAAGAAGCUGUCACUGCAAUACCACCCGGACAAGGUCAAACUUGGCCCCAACCAGACGUAUGACGAGAUCGAGAACAAGUUCGUAGACCUCACCAAGGCCUACAAGGCCCUCACCGACGAGGCGACUGUCGAAAACCUCCGCAAGUACGGCAACCCAGAUGGGCCGCAGCAGCGCGAGGACAAGAUUGCCAUCCCCAAGUGGGUGGUCGAGGGCAAGAGCUCAAUUUGGGUUUUGCUUGCGUAUGGCGUUGUUCUCGGUGGUGGCAUUCCAUUCGUCGUCGGCCGCUGGUGGUUCCGCCAGCGCAAGUUGACGCGCGACGGCGUCCUCAACUCGACUGCCGAGAACAUCUUCCACAAGCUGCGCUCUGACACGGAUUUCCUCUCCCUCAUCGCUCUCCUGUCUUCCUCGGACGAGUUCCAGACAAUCCUGGCCCCUCGCCGCAAGCUGAGCAAGAAGGACCGCAAGGAGCGGCAGGCACGCGUUGAGGCACUGGAGCAGGAGCUUGACGCAAAGCGUGCUGACCUUCUCAUCAAUGAAAAUCCCAUGAUGAAGAAGGACUCGCGCGUUAUUGUCACGACUGCCACCGCGCGACGCGCCCGUGCGCUCCUCUGGGCCCAUCUCCUCCGCCACGACCUUCCCAAGGAUCUCGCUGCGGAGCAGCUCGAGGUUCUCCGCGCCCUCCCUCCGCUUCUGCAGGCUAUUGCCAACAUCGCCCUUGGCCACAACUGGCUCAAGACCUCGCUGCUGUGCCAGCAGCUCCAGUCUGCGCUUGUCCAGGCAAUUCCCAUCGGCGGCUCCCCGCUUGCCCAGCUUCCCGGGAUCUCGCUCCAGAGCGGGCUCGAGCUUGAGAUUACCACUGGCGCCGAGGGCCGCAAGUGGCUGGAGAAGUGGGUCGCCAUCAACGAUGAGAAGUACCCGGAAGCCAACGCGGUUGCCCGCAACUUUCCCCGUUUGGAGGUGACCGACGUGGAGUUCAAGGUGACUGGCGAAAAGGUCGUUACGCCCAGUUCCAUUGUGCAGCUUGCGUUCAAGGCGCGUUGGGUGCACCCCAAGGAUCCCAAGGAGGUGUCGAACGGGAGUGCGCGCGCCGACUCGGUCGAAGCGGUUGAGAAGGAGGUGUUGAAGGAGACCAAGGAGGAGAAGAAGGACUACCCUCCAACAGGGUAUGCGCACGCGCCACGCUGGCCCGCAAACCGGUCCCCGGCGUUCUUUGCGCUAAUGGGUGACUCGAAGCUGGACAAGGUGAUUGUGCAGCCUUCGCGUGUCGCAGAUAUCCCCUUCGACCAGGCGCGCGAGUACUCGCUGCAGUUCCAGGCGCCCCCACAGCCGAAUCUGUACAGCUUUGUGCUGCACUUGACCUCGGACACGUAUGUCGGCGCCGACAUCGCACGCCCAAUCAUGCUCAAGGUUGAGCCUGCGCCGCCUGAGAGCGAUGGAGAUGACGACAUUAGCGAGCCAGAGGAGGACAGCAUCGCGGGCCAGAUGGCCAUGAUGUGUGGUGAAAAGGUCAAGCCGUCUGCGGUGCACGAGGAGAGCGAGUACGAGACGGACACCAGCAGCGAUGAGGAAGGGCCACGCCGUGGGCGGGCCAUCAACGAGGACACGGAUAGCGAUAGCGACUAGUAGAUGUGCAUUUGCAUCGUUACCCGCGCGAUGAUACCAUUGCAUUGUGAGGGGGAGAUGAGCUA